This is a messenger RNA of Equus quagga, 11675 nucleotides long. It is a transcript of the gene SRPK2, whose product is annotated as SRSF protein kinase 2. Gene Ontology annotation, biological process: protein phosphorylation; regulation of mRNA processing; spliceosomal complex assembly. The transcript is spliced from 15 exons. The record is from RefSeq and is a predicted model, not a curated record. NCBI's taxonomy places the organism in Eukaryota, Metazoa, Chordata, Mammalia, Perissodactyla, Equidae. Gene Ontology annotation, molecular function: protein kinase activity; ATP binding. The coding region runs from base 16 to 1899 and encodes 627 amino acids.
CAUCCUUCUCUUUCCAUGCAUCUGCCCCAAGACAGAGUCACUGUGUUUCUCCUCUGGCCGGAGCCUCAGCAGAAAGCUCCCUUGGUUCCUCCGCCGCCGCCUCCACCACCACCCCCGCCUCUGCCAGACCCUGCACCCCCCGAGCCGGAGGAGGAGAUCCUGGGCUCCGACGAUGAGGAGCAGGAGGACCCCGCCGACUACUGCAAAGGUGGCUACCAUCCGGUGAAGAUUGGAGACCUCUUCAACGGCCGGUACCAUGUGAUCAGGAAGCUGGGAUGGGGCCACUUCUCCACGGUCUGGCUGUGCUGGGAUAUGCAGGGGAAAAGAUUUGUUGCAAUGAAAGUUGUAAAAAGUGCCCAGCAUUAUACAGAGACAGCAUUGGAUGAAAUAAAAUUGCUCAAAUGUGUUCGAGAAAGUGAUCCCAGUGACCCAAAUAAAGACAUGGUAGUUCAGCUGAUCGAUGACUUCAAGAUUUCAGGCAUGAACGGAAUACAUGUCUGCAUGGUCUUCGAAGUGCUGGGCCACCAUCUCCUCAAGUGGAUCAUCAAGUCCAACUACCAAGGCCUCCCCGUGCGCUGCGUGAAGAGCAUCAUUCGACAGGUCCUUCAGGGCUUAGAUUACCUGCACAGUAAGUGCAAGAUCAUUCACACUGACAUAAAGCCGGAGAACAUCUUGAUGUGCGUGGAUGGCGCAUAUGUGAGAAGAAUGGCAGCUGAGGCCACCGAGUGGCAGAAGGCGGGCGCUCCCCCUCCCUCGGGGUCUGCAGUGAGUACGGCUCCACAGCAAAAACCUAUAGGAAAAAUAUCUAAAAACAAAAAGAAAAAACUGAAAAAGAAGCAGAAAAGGCAGGCCGAGUUACUGGAAAAGCGUCUGCAGGAAAUAGAGGAAUUGGAGCGAGAAGCCGAAAGGAAAAUAAUAGAAGAAAACGUCACAUCAGCUGUACCUUCCAAUGAGCAAGACGAUGAAGACCGCCCAGAGAUGAAACUGAAAACAGCAGAGCUGGAGGAGGCUGCCGAGGCAGAGGCUACGAACGACAAUGGUGAAGCUGAGGACCAGGAAGAGAAAGAAGAUGCUGAGAAAGAAAACAUCGAGAAAGAUGAAGAUGAUGUUGAACAGGAACUUGCGAACAUAGACCCUACGUGGAUAGAAUCACCCAAAACCAAUGGCCAUAUUGAGAAUGGCCCGUUCCUACUGGAACAGCAGUUGGAUGAUGAAGACGAUGAUGAAGAAGAUUGCCCGAAUCCCGAGGAGUAUAACCUUGAUGAGCCAAACGCAGAAAGUGAUUAUACAUAUAGCAGCUCCUAUGAACAAUUCAAUGGUGAAUUGCCAAAUGGACGACAUAAAAUUCCCGAGUCACAGUUUCCGGAGUUUUCCGCAUCGUUGUUCUCUGGGUCCUUAGAACCUGUGGCUUGUGGCUCUGCACUUUCCGAGGGAUCCCCACUGACCGAGCACGAGGAGAGCAGUCCAUCCCGUGACAGAAGCAGGACGGUCUCUGCCUCCAGCACUGGCGAUUUGCCAAAAGCCAAGACCCGGGCUGCCGACCUGCUGGUGAAUCCCCUGGAUCCGCGGAACGCAGAUAAGAUCAGAGUGAAGAUUGCCGACCUGGGGAAUGCUUGCUGGGUGCAUAAGCACUUCACGGAAGACAUCCAGACUCGUCAGUACCGGUCCAUCGAGGUUCUGAUCGGAGCCGGUUACAGCACCCCCGCCGACAUCUGGAGCACGGCCUGUAUGGCAUUUGAGCUGGCCACCGGUGAUUAUUUGUUUGAGCCACAUUCUGGAGAAGACUAUUCCAGGGACGAAGACCACAUAGCCCACAUCAUAGAGCUGCUAGGCAGUAUCCCAAGGCACUUUGCUCUGUCUGGAAAAUAUUCGCGGGAAUUCUUCAAUCGCAGAGCAUAAUCUUCUCCCAAAAGGAGAAAUUGUACAUUCACGUGUGGGCAGUGGAGAAAGAUCUGGACUUUUACAACUGGGGAAUUCUGCUGAAGAAAGCUCUCAAGAAGUAAACUUGAACCGUCUGAUAUCUGUGGAAUAAGAAUUUUGUAAGAGAACAGCCUUCCUAAAAUCCUUUCCUGCUCCAAGCGCCAAUCUGGAUAUUCAAGGAUUUAUAAAAAGGAGUUUGAGUGAGUUUUAGAAACCAGCUAGACUUAUGUAUUUUCCUUUUAUUCACGGAGCUGCAGUGUCUCUGCAGCAGAGCGCCGGCGGCCUGCAGCUCGGACUCCAUGCACGUCUGUCCACGUCCCCCGCGAUCUGUCUGAGACUGGAUGUAGUGGGUGUGGGCCUGUGACGUCUGCGUGCCUCAUGCGCUUGUCAAUCACGUGGUCUCCCACUGCGUUAGCGCACAGGGUAUUGUGGGUGAUGUGUUUAGUACCGCAGCUCUUGUUGACCUUCCCUGGGCAUGACCCUCAGCAACUGUGUCUUUGCCCUGUGUACUCAUAGCCAGUGAUCACUUCUUAAAAGCGCUCCAGAGCGCCAGGGCGUUUGCUUUUAAAGACCCCUCCCCAGUGCCGUAUUCUUUUGUGUGAGUAUAGUUGGCCCUCUUAAUUCAUGUUUUCCCAGCUUAGAUUAUUUUGGGGUUGCAGCACUCUUUAAUAAAGAGCUUUUAAAGUUGGUGUGAGCAGGACAUGGUGUUUCUAGAAAUUUCUCAGAGUCCCGGAUACUCUCUGUCCCUUGCUUUAGCCAAAUUUGGAGAACCAAUUUUAGUUUCUAUUUUCCUAUGAGAUCAGGAAUUCCUUAGAGUGAUGAUCCUUUGCUAUACACUUCAGUGAUGUUAAGCUGGCCAGUUCUUGUUUUAUCUUUAAAUCGCGUUUCCCUGGUCGGUGCCUGCAAGUCGAGGAGGAGCCGUGCCGACAUGGUGGUUUCCCGCUCCGCUCACUCUGAGCACACGGCCAUGACUCGGCUGUUCUGGGACCGCCCAGGGCCAGCCUGUGACAUGUGUCACUAGACGUGGUUGUGUUCUUACUACCUUUUGAAGGCUUUUCAUAGGAAAAAAAAAAAUGUCAGGGAAAACUGUUCUUCAGACACCUUGGGUUAAUUUUGGUUCUGAGAAUCUGGUCUUCAAGUCUGGGUCCCCUGAACGAGGUACAGAGUUCUCUCUCCACACACACACUCUCGCACAGGCUCACAUACAUUAAGGGCGGUGACGUGGCUUUGCCACUGAGCUGUGUUCAGUGACAGAGCUGGGGUUUGAGCGUGUGUAGGACUGAGCGCUUCGUGUCCUCUCUGAACCUUUGUUUCCUCGUCUGUCCACGGGGACGCUUCAGGGUGCCUCAUUGUCAUGAGAAGGUAUGAGAGAGUGCUGGGUGGCACAUAGCGCAGUAGGAGCUAGGUGUUAUUGCCGGGGCAGAGUGACAAACAGGAAAACACCAUAAACGUUAUGAACCACCAGACAGUGGUAUCACUGAGAGAGGGGACUGAGUUUCCCUCGGAGACUUCCAGAAAAUGUUAUUUGAAAACGCUUGAAGCAAGGAAGAGUUAUGGAUUAUUAUAGGUUGGGGUUCAGUGUGGCUUGGGGAAUUGGGUUUAUUUUAAUGCAGGCAGAUCCCUUCUUCCACGUUUCGGAGUGUUUUCGGAGCCUGUGAGAACUGGCCUGGCCCCAGAAGGAUGCGGCUGCUGGACGACAGGCAGCGAACACCCGGCGGUGGCCUCACAUUGUCACACGGGGCUCAGUGGGGAGGGUGGCCAAGAGCUCCCAGCCUAGUCUGUCAUGGGAACAGAGAACACCGUUGACUUGCCAGUGCUCCAGAGGGGACGGGAAGACCCGAGAGAGCACCCAGCCAGGCACCUGCUCCUCUAGGCAAGUAGAGAGCCUGCUGUAGGCUGAGGAGCGGGUUCCUGCCCCAGGCUGUGGGAACCUCAUUUCCCACCGCGGGCAUAGGGCAUGGUGGGGACCAGCGGCCAUUGAUGGCACACAGGGACUUUCCUUGAAUUGUGCUCCUGCUUCCCUUUCCUCUGCAGUAAGGAGCCUCCUGGAGUAACGGGGCUCUGCGUUUCUCCCUGUCCACUCUCUGUGGGUUGGGAACCACAUACUGUGCACAGCAGGGCCGAAGAGGAAGGCGAGAUCAGAGGAGGGGCCUUGAAUGGUGAGAAAGUGAAGUCAGGCGAGUUCUUUGAGGGUGCCUUUCCAGGCAGCCUGCAGCUCAGUUUGCUCGUGGGGGCAGUCACUCGAGGCUCUCUCCUGCCUGUUAGGCUUUGCCUCUGGCCUGAGCUGCAGGCCACCAGGGCCAGCCCCCCUGAAUGCCUGAGCCCUCUCCUCGCCUGUCUGGUGGGGCUCUUCAGAGGGAUGCGUGCUGAGCUGGUGUCGGCUGCUGGCUGGUUCCAGCUCAGAGCUCCCUGUCCUGCGGCCCUCACAUUGGUCUUCCCGUCAGCACCCUUGCUCCCGGGACGGCCCAUGCCCAGGUGGCAAUAGAAGGUGCUGCGCAGGGCCUUGCUGUCCUCCCGUCGCGUCGUCAUCUUGCACGCUGAUUGGGCCUUGUGUGCGUGGUUCUUCCGAGGAGCUUGUUUGAAGGGGGCUGGCCUUCUGAGUUGAACUGUGUUGGGCAUCCUUGGCAGAGAUAGACCAGAGACAUCUGACGUGGUGUUACUUUGGCAGCGUCUCCCCUUCCCUUCCUUUGGAUGUAGGGGAGAAUUUAUGAUGAGUCAAGAAGUCCCCUAAGAUGCCUAGGAAUUGGGACCACAGUUCCUUCCUGCUUAUGUUUGUAUAUAGUAACUGUGGGGGUUGGAAGGGAUUUUGGGUUUUUACUGAAGUCCCGGGAAUGAUAUGAUGAUGAAAAUAGAUUUCUCCAUGUCCCUUAGCAUGAGGGGAAUGAUUUGUUGCAUAAAAGAUGUGUUUUGGCAUGCCUCCCUACGUAAUAUGUGUAAAUAUACAUUUUAGAAAUAAUGGGGUCUUAAAUGUAUCCAUUUAAUUUAAUUUAAAUUUUUGCUGAGGAAGAUUGACCCUGAGCUAACGUGUGUGCCAGUCUUCCUCUAUUUUGUAUGUGGGUCACCACCACAGUAUGGCUGGCAGUGAUAGAGGUUUACACCAGCAUCCGAAUCUGCGAACCUGGGCUGCCAAAGCGAAGCGCAAUGAACUUAUCCACAGGGCUGGCCCCACCAUUUAACUUUUUAUCUAAAAUACAUUGUGGCAGAACUGUAAAAUGGAAACUGCUGAUAGUUUGCUCCCGUCUCAUUGGAAAGUAGUUGAGAUCGGGAGGUAGCGGACAGGAGGCUUUCCUGUUCUUUGUCCUCUUGGGUGGGAAGCAAAUUUACCCCGACCCAAGGCCCGGGAAGGAGGUGGGGCCUGCGUGUUAAAGUUAAUUGUUGCCCGCACCUCAGCGAUAUCUUCUUCCUUACAAUUCGGCGUAAAAUGAUUGGUCCUAGUUUGAAUCUUUUGUGUGCCAGGGAUUUUAAAAUUGAGCUGGAUUUUUUGGGCAGGGCAUGUAAUUUCUGUUCUCGCCUUAUUGAGGUUUGAUUUGUUAGUUAUCCCCUUGAAUGUGGACAUUAGCCACCAAAGAGCAUUAAGGACGACGACUAUGUUGGUCAGUGUGUCAGGAUGCGGCCCACUAGAAAUAAACACCUCUGUGGGUUUUGUCCCUGUCCUGUCCUGCUGAGAUCUGAAUGUUUUGUCCCCCCCCCCGAAAUUUGUACGUUGAAAUCCUAAACCCUAAAGGUGCUGGCGUUGGGAGGUGGGCCCUCCUGAAUGGGAUGUUGGCUCUCAGAAAAGGGGCCCCAGAGCGCUCCCAGCCCCUUCUGCCCCGUGAGGACCCCUGGAGGAGUCUGCGCCCCGAGCUCCUCGGCCUUCCAGCCUCCAGAACUGGAGAAGUAAACGUGUUGUUUAUAAGCCGCCAAGGGGGCUGUGUUUUGUGACAGCGGCCCAAACUGCCUAGACAUGUCCCCACGGAGGGGGCAGUCCUCGGAAGGGUGCCAGCUCUCAGGUGAUGGCGGGAAGCAGUGCAGCCUGGAGCACCCCUUGUGCGCAGCUGGACACACGCUCUCUCGGCCGGCGGUAGCCGUGGUUUCAGUGCCAACGGCUGUGUGGAGAAUGGAAGUGUCCGAGGAGACAGCUUGCUUUUCUAAAAACUGAGGGCUUUUUAAAGUCAGUGUGUUGGGAUAUGUGUGAGUGCUUUUGUUUGUCAGACCAAAGACCUUCUGAAAUUUACAAUGCAGAAUUCUAAAGCACGCGAGAAACUUCCAGGCAGCCAAAGGGCUGUGUCUGCAGCAUGAAUUCACGUUCCCGGGCCCGGCGGCGGGACGGCGGGAGCUGGGCUGGUACACAAGAGUCUGUUUCCUAUUCUCAGUUUUCAGCGUUUGAGAGGAAACUUGUUAGAACGAUUUUCACUUACCUCCAGAAUCACUGAAAAUCAGCAGGUUCCCUUAUUUCGGUGCAGAGCAGAGCCGUUUGCUGGCCGCCGCCCUCUGCGGUCGGCCUGGCUCCGGUUCGGAAGCGUGUGGUCCAGGCGGUCCCCACCUGCGCGGGGGGAUGCGGGCGGAUGCACGUGGGCGCCCGUGGCGCCAGGAGCCGGGGUCCCCUGGCUGGGAACGGGGCCUGGGCCUCCGAUGAGGUGCCCGGCGGCGCUGUGGGCGGGGAGGUCAGCGCAGGGUCUUCUCGGUGACGUCUUGACUCCGGAAAUAACUAGAAAGUGGCCUGGUGCUGGCAGUCUUGCAGCUUCGAACCAGGAGCCGCUUUAACCCCGGUUUGACCAUGAGCAUCGCUUCCGAGUCCGAGCAGGAGAAGCAGAGCUGGGCGGGCGGGCUGGCCCGGUCCUCACCACGGGACCCGGCCUAGGCAGGGGCCUGGUGCCGGGGCUUCGGUGAUACCGAGUUCUUACAUUUGGAAACGCUGACCUGGGCCCAGCCUUGGUUUUGGACGGAAGCCUUUGUGAGCUGCGGGCGGGUGGCAGUAUGUCCUCCUUGCCUGGGACCGUCCUCGUCUGCCCUGUGACGCCCCGGCCCCUCGCUGAGGUCCCUGCCUCCCGCCAGAGCCUGGGGAUACGGGCCGAGAGGGCAAUGCUGCGCCCGGGGGCGGGCGAGGUGCCCACAAGACAGCGGAGACGCUGGAAGUAAGCCACGGGCCACACGUGGUUGAUCGUAGGUUUGAAUUACUCUCUUAAUCGUUUAAUUUUGGAUUUGAGCAUAGGAUGCAAACAAAGCAAUGAAAUUAUUGCUGUAACAGGUUCAAGUAAAUUCUAUUAUAGUUCAUCCCAUUUAUUCCUCUCGUUUAUUAUGAGCUACUAAUUAGUGAAGUGUUUCUUUCUCCACGUGCAUUAACACAACAUUGGAAUUCUUUUAAAGUUAUUUCUUGGAUGCUCUGUACCAGUUUGCUCUAAACAGCUUUACCGAGAUACAAUCUGCAUGCCAUACAGUUCACCGUUUUGAAGGAUGCAGUUCCGUCGUGUUUAGUAUAUUCAGUUAUGCAGCCGUCACCACUGUGGGAUUUUAGAGCAUUUCUAUUAUCUCAGACAGAAACCACGUGGCCACUAGCCCCCUCUCUCCACCAUCCUCACCCUCAGCCCCUGACAGCCACGCAUCUGCUUUCUGUCCCCGUGGAUUUGCCUCUUCCGGGUGUUUCAUGUAAAUGGCAUCAGACAAGAUGGCGACUUUGGUGAUGGCUCCUUUGACUUACUGCGAUGUGUCCCCGGUUCCUCUGUGUGGCAGCGAGUCCGUGUUCCCUUCUUUUUCUGCACGGAUGGAGCACAUUUGGUUCCUCCGUCCAUCAGUCGAUGGACAGGUGGGUGGAUUCCACUUCGUGGCUCUUGUGGACCGCGCUGCUGUGAACAUUCGUGCACAAGUUGUUGUGUGGAUGUAGGUUCUCAUGUCUCUUGAACGCACGUGUGUGAUGGUUGAAGUAGUGAAGUUUUUAAUUUUGAGCAAGUCUCAUUUUCUACUUUUUUUAAUUACUUCGAUGUCACAUCUAAGAAACCAGUGCCUACCUCAAAGUCAUGAAGACUUAUUCUGUUUUCUUCUUAGAAUUUAUAGUUUAAAAGCUCUUACACUUAGGCGUAUGGCCCAUUUUUAGUUAAUUUUUUUAUGUGUGGGAGGUCGGGUUUAUCCAGAUUUUGAACUCAAAUAUAUACCGACGUAUACUUCGUAGGAAUAUGUUCAAAUUUCUUGUGUUUUCUGUCUUGUUUUCUACCAGUAUCGAUUGAUAGCUUUCCUUUCUUAGGUGUGUGCUAUUGAAAUUGGUCCUAAUCUCUUUUAUGUUGUGGUUCCUUUUCUGGAUACAGUAUCCCCUAGAAUACCGUACCAGAACUUGCCCCCAUAGACUCCCAUGUGUGGUGUAAAACCUUCUAUGCUUGUUAUGUUUAAUUGUGGAAUAUUAUAAUUUCAUGGACAAAAUAAUGUAUUUUGCCUCACAAAUCACUUAAAAUAAUAUUCCAGAGAAGUAUAAUGGAAGUACUUACCUUUUUCCUUAGAAAGUUCUCUGGUAAUCUGGGACGGGCAAACAGCCUGGUGAUCCCAGAGGAGGAGCCCUCCCCCAGGGCUUGUUUCCUGCCAGUGGUCCCUGGCUUUGUCCAGGUGGUUCUGUCCCCAGAGAGGAGGAAGCCCCGUGGGCUGCCGAGGGCGGCAGUGAUGCGGGGUGUCCCUCGGCCGGGCUGGCCCCUGGUUCACAUGCACGUGUGUGAGAGCUGGCCCUGAGGAGAGGUGAAGCGAUCCUCAGACUUCUUUGAGAAAGAGAGGGUGGGAACGGCUUGAACAGUAAAGAUGCCACAAUUAAGUGUCUGGUUAUUUGCCAAAUUGGUUUCAGCAAAACGUAUCCUGGAAAGUUUUCCUAAGAGAAACAACAGUCAUGGUGAAAACUCUUUACCUUGUCAGGGAGCUACUUUUACAACAGGAACAAAUAGUAAAAAGUUGUUUUUCAGUGUUUUCUGCCCUUCCCCUUUUGUGUUUUCCUGUAAGCAGCGGUGGUGGAGGCAGCUCUGUCCCUUGUGUGACAGCCGCGGGCUGGAGCUGGCGCGCGGCCGGGAGGCGCUCGCUCCCGUGACCCUGUUCUUGGUGUCUCCUCGCAGUCGCUGCGCCAGUUGGGGAGCUGAGGGUUGGUUUGUAAGUGAUCUUGGGCUUCCUAAGACAGCGUCUUUCCUCAUCCUUGAAUCAAACAUAAGGAUUUGUACAUAUAAUCACAGGGCCUAGGCGAGUUGAUUUCCUGUUUCUUCCUGGCGUUACAAAGUUUUUCCACCUGUCUACAUAAUGCACAUAUUGGUUCUUUUUAGAGGCAAUUCGGUACUCUGCUAUAUUGCAAUAUUAUUACGUAUUCCGUCCUCUUGGUACUUAGGAUUAUUUUAUGGGUUGCAUAUUUUCCUACUACAGAGAGCAUCUUUGCACACAGUUUUUGUGUGAGAUGACCUGGUCAAAGUUUGGUAGAUAUUUUAGGCUGUUCUUUAGCAAUGUUUCUGUCGAUGUGUAGCGCUGCUAGUUAGGUAUGAAUAACUAGUUUUUCAUAGCCUUCCAGCACUGUAUCGUUUUCAUCACUAUAUUAUGCAGAUUUUAAGGCAUCUAUCAUGAUAAAGCUUUUCUCUUUUUCAUGAAAGAGUCUAAAUUUGAUGCCUGUUGAUUCAUUUUAGUUAGUUUAAAAACUGGUGCCCUCAGAAAUGGAUUUCUUGGUGUCAGGAGCAGUGGCUUCGUUCACAGACCCAGGGAGUGUGCGCUCUGUGUCAGAGCAGGCAAGCUCAGGCCCCCCCCGCCCCCGCCCCCGGGACUUGCCUUAGCCUGUGAGGUGGGCGCUUUCUGAGUUGCUUUCACCUUGCUGUGGUGAGGUCAGCCGUCACUAUAUAAAAUCAGUAGACUGCAUUCUAGAAAAGGCAGAGAGAGAGGGGACAACCUGUGCCAGAGCUGCUCUUUGGGGCACCUGCUGUCCAUCUUCUGGGUGCUUUGAAAACCCCUCUUGUGACCCUGUGUAGAACGCAGUCUUCUCUUCUUUCACUAGCGACACUGUACCGUAUCGUUUCCCCCUUGUUGUUAAGUAACACGCAUCCAGUGGCUGUGCUGUGGUGGCCGUUUUUUAACCGUCAUUCUCCUGUUACUGAGCAUUUGUAAUUUUGCCGUGAGCACAUUUUGGGGUCGGGGGCAGCCCGGGUUUAUCUCCUGAGGCUGGGUCCCGAGACCUGAAACGUCCGGCUUAAAGGGGUGGGCGUCCAGUGAUUGCCCAGCCUUCGUGCUCAUGGGGCUGCCCUUCCACUGCAGGGAAGACGCUCCUCCGAGAUGGCAGGUGCCCCUCCCGCACUGGCAGACCUGACCCGCAGUCUGGAAGCCGUGCGUCACUCUCCCCAGUCCUCACAUGGAGCCAGAGCUGCUUUUAUACAGCAGCCCCUUUAACAAGAGAUUUGGAAUUCUGUGCACAUCGUGAUUCCAACUCCGCGGACAUGCGAGUUCGUAAGAGCGCACAUGGAAAGAGCGCAGGCCAAAAGGAAAAGUCACUGUGGGGUAGGAUUGCAGGUUGUUUCUCCUUUUGUUUUUGUAGUUUUCUGUAAUGUUCUCUUAUUUUCUUUAUGAUUGAAGAAAGAGGGCGUGUUUGUAACUGAGUUGAACGAAUGGGUGAGACAGACCAGGCCUCGUGGGAAGAUCUUCGUCAGCACGGCGCUGCGUCCCUGUUAACGCGUGUCGAGGAAGGAUCGCCUUGUUGGUUAGGUCGCGGCCGCUGGAAGGGGAGAGAACGGGGCCCGCACCGGCGCCCGUCGGGGUCUGGAGGCCUCGGGUUCACUCUGCGCCCGGAGGGUGGGGGCGCAGGGCAGCGCCGCCCUGUCUGUGGAGCUGCUGGGCAGACCCUGAGGGGCACCCAGGGAGGCCUGUGUGGGCGGGGCUGGGCUGUCCCGUGAGGGCUUCCAACAGGCGAAUCGAGUUACUCCUGUUGAAAGUUCCCCUGACCUUUGGACAGUCUGACUUGAAAAUCACUUUUUUUCCUUUUAUGAGAAAGGCUGUUGCAGCUCACAGACCGUUCGCUAGCUUCUUGGUCAUUCUGUUCUGUCAGUCAGGGCUGCUUGUAACCCACACUUUACACUUUUGAAAAGUGUCACUUCAAGGUUUAUGAAUUGAUCCUGGUAUCUUAAAUUUUACAACUGUGUAGACAUGGAUGGUAUUUGAUUCGGGUUGGCCUCUAGAGCUUUGCUGUCCACUAUAGUAGCCGCUAGCUACUUAUGGCUAUUUAAGUUGAAACAGAGUAAAAUGAACGCUUCAGUUCUGUGGUCACACUAGCCACAUUUCAGGUGCUCAGUAGCCACGUAUCCUGGCAGCUACCAUCUUGGUCAGUACAGAUAAAGGAAGUUCUCUUGAAAUGUGCUGUCCUGGAGGACAAGGCUCCCUCUUCUUUUCACGGUAACAUGCAGAAACAGUGGUCCGAGGAGCUUAAAUAGCGUAUGUCUUAAAACUUGUUCUAAGCAAGUUUGUUGACUGCAAAAGACCCCGAGUGGGCGUAAGAGCGCCUCCACCCACAGUCCGCGAGCCAGGACCCUGCAGGUGCGCUGCCGCACAGAGACGCAGAGCCGAGGCGCAGGGACUGCCCCCCUUACCUGAACCCCUCUUGACCGUUGCCAAGCUGACUUGAACUAGGAUGCGGUCAUAUACACACCAGAUGCUCAUGGCUUGGGGGGACGCUGGCGCGCUUUGGUGUCGCGUAGCGUCGAGCAGGUAGGUCGUUCUCUCUCCCCUGAAAAGAACCUGGCUGGACCAACAACGGGAGAUGCAGGUUUGGCGCCUUCCUGACCUGCUGU